AUGUCCAAGAAGGAUGUGGCGUGUUUCUGGAUCGUACUGCUCCUGUGCCAAGAGUUACGGACCGACCCGAUCGCAGGGAUGGGACCAUCCUCCGGCAUCCUGAUUCAAGAGACACCAGGGUUCAUCUUAACAGAGAAGAGGAUCCUGACCCGACGUGUGUUCGUCAGCUUGGACCCCAAGAUUUCCAUCGAGAAGGCAUACAACAUUUCAUCGAUGCAGCUUCCUGAGUUACAGACUUGGUACCAGAUGCACCUCCAAAGAGCACAGGACCGUGUGCGAAACAUCUUGGAGCAAGCCCGGAAACCAUUUGUAUCCAGUUCUAUUCCGAUGAGCAACCGACCCAAAAGGUUCCUCACCGCUAUAAUUGUUGCAUUAGUUUGUGCCACUGUCGGUGCAGUUGUCGCAACUGGAAUGUCUGCAGCCAACUCUAUUACUGUCCAAAAGCUGGAUAUGGAAAUCUAUGCGCUAAAGCAACACAUUAACGAUAUUCAUCAGGUGAUACAACAGCAAAGAACACUUCUCCAAGACGUGUUAACUAUUGUGGAAGACACAGUUGUUACAACAAAUUUGCAUUCAGAGUUAAUUGCCAAAUCCACUGAGUUGCACCAAAGUCAUGACUUAUUUAAGCGUGAACUUCUAUUUCUGCAUGACCCAAUACUGUUCCAUACACUUGCUUUUCUUGACGAAGUGCAAACUGGAAUGAUCGAAUUGGCAGGGGGACGCAUACCUCUGUAUUUUGUAUCCAAGGAUAUUGUUCAUGCGAUGCUUGCCAAUGUGGAUGGAGAGACAAUUGAGCCUAUGCAAUUAAAUCUGGCCUUUGAGAUGGGGAGCGCUAUACCUCUCUUAAUUGAUCCGGAACGUAUGGAGAUUUGCUUUUUAUUGACCAUACCAUAUGUAACUCCCAAAGACAUUUUUCAAAUGAAAAUAAUGUACUAUGUAAUAAUGAUAUUAUGGUUGAUUGUACUAAGUGUAAAGUUCAAAACUCUUACAGGUACAAAUAUAUACAAAAAUGUUCAUUCCACGCACGGGCCUAUGUUAGAAAUGAUGUGAUUGCACAAUAUGUCUGAUAACUUCUAUAGUGCUUAUUCAUAAGCUAAAUUAAUUUUGGCUAUGAAAUGCACUAAAGGGGGGUUAUGUCAGGGUAUUUAUAUCAGCAGACAUUUUGUGCUAUGAUAGAAACUAAAAGUGUAUAUUCUGAGUCACUCUGAACAGACCAGACUCCAUUUUGUUAUUUCAAAUUAACAAAGAAGACACUAUAUUUCUAUCUGCAAGCUAACCACUUUCCCAGAUCUGAGGAAUGCAUAGUAUAUACAAACAAGUGAUAAGGAAGGGGGUUGGAUAGACUGUCUAAAAUGCUAAUGGAAUAUAAUCAAAUCUAAACCCAGACAAUUGUGACAGAGAAGAUUAAAUAAUUUAAUAUUUAACUGUCUAUAUAUAUAAGGUACCAUUGUAUGGAAAAGGGUAAACUUAGUUCAUGAUCUGUCAUAUCAGAAAUUAUGGCAGGAAUUGCAGACGCUAAGUCUGGACAAAAUUUAAGAAACCCUUUGAAAUUUUAAAUUAUGGCGCUAUAAAGAUAACGCAAAAUGACGUCAAAAUAGCCACCAGGAAAAGUUAACUCUUUCCUGGAUAGGUAUGUUUAGUGGGACAAGACUGCCCUCUACAGACCAAAUAACUAAUUUGCGAUCUGGAAGAUAACCACACCUCUAGUGCUUCUAUUGGGUUAUCAACUGAUGACGUACAGAGAGUCUGGCCCUUUAAAAGUUAGGACAAAGGGAAGAUAGAGGAGGCAAGAGAGACAAGAUACAGGAGAGGAGGCAGAUGCAAGAUAUGCAAAAGAGAAAAGAGAGGAAUUGGAAGUUUGGGGAUUCCAACUCGGACAACAUCUGAGACUAACAUUCUACUCCUAAAACUCUAACACUUAGAAUUUACUGACUUUCUAACCAACACCUCCAUGCAGAGAGACUACCAAUCGGAUGAAAUAUCUACUCAACUGGUAAUUAUACUGGUUUCAUUUAAUUAAAUUAAAUUAAUUAAAAUGUAUUAAUAGCAUUAUAUAUGACUGGAUAAAGCACGGUCAGAUUUCCAUAUUAAGAAAUCUUAGUUAACUAAGAAUAUAUAGUUAUAAACAUUCCAUUCUGCAGGUGGAAUUAAGAAUAAUUAUAUAUUGAUGUGAUAUUAUCACGUGUUAGCAUACCGCUGUUUUUAUCCAGGUGUAUUGAUUUGCUCUAAAUUAAGAUAGAUAUCUUUUAGACAAAUUAAAAAUCUGCUUAUAUAAUGUGGUAAAUUCUCUUAUGGAUGGUUUAAGAAAAUGACUAGUGAACUGGUUUAAAUGUUAUUUUAUUUAAAAAUACAUAAGAAUAGAUCUUAACUACCUAGGAGAUCUAGCCAGCAUUGAAAGGGUUAUUCUAACUGUCUGCUAAACUUUACGACCUUACGCUGCACUCUGAGGAAUUCUGUUCUUAGCUGUGAAAAGUCUGUGUUAAAGAUAGUCAUAAAUCGUCAGAAUUCUUGACAGAUAAUGCCGUUUAGCCAUUGAAACGUAAUCCCCAUUUCUUUGUAUUGCAUACCAUUUUAUACUGGAUAUUCAUUGAUUAUUGUCAUGCAUGUUACAUGUUAUUAUUAUUAAUUUGUUAUCAUAAAUAAAAUCUAUUUUUAUACAUUGUGAUUAAUUAUAUGAAAUACAUUCCACUUAACACGAUAAACGUUCUUUGGGAUCUGAGAAUUGAAAUAGUGGGCAAUUCUCACUGUUACUAUUAUUAUCCCAUAAAUAUCCCCACAUGGUUUAAUGUUGAUUGGAUCGAACAGAUCUAGUUGCAGUACAUGAAUAUGUAAAUAAAGGACUUCUACGAAUAACCAAUUGAAAUAUACAAGGGCGGACCACGAUAUGCCCUUAAAUACCCAUACUAAAGAUGGAGAAACUAUAAUCAACAUCCUGACAAAGCCAGAAGGAAAAACGCGUAGUUGUAUGAGGCGACGCCAUAUUAUGGGCGGAGUCUAAAGGGCCAGCAGCAUUCCGUUUGAAUGGUUAUUCCCAGGAAUAAACAAGUUUGGAACCACAGAAGAUAGCCAACCUGUGUACGGGAGGCAUUGGUGUCGGGAAUAA
Pelobates cultripes (western spadefoot toad) is the source of this 3103-nucleotide messenger RNA. The record is from the annotation of a GenBank genome assembly. Lineage: Eukaryota; Metazoa; Chordata; Amphibia; Anura; Pelobatidae.